UGAUUUUCACCACCAGUUUAAUCUGGUUUUGAGACGACUUAAUCCCACUUUUCUAAUAUGACAUGACAAAUACUAAUUUUUCUUAAAUUAUAAUGUAAAACUAUUUUACACAAUUAGUGCAAAUCUAUUAAACUUUAAAUAAUAUGUAUUUUUACGUUACGCUUAGUGACGUUUAAAGCUGGUGACGAAUUCCUACUCUAACUCCUAACAGAUGGCAACAUAGUCCACAACACAUAGCCACCUAUGAAAUCAUGCAUGUCUACGUGGAACCAAAACAACACUUCACGUAUUCAUGUUACACUUGUUCUGUUCCUCUUCUUAUAGUAACACAAACCCAACACAGAGAAUAUUAGAAACAAACACAAACACAAACACAGUCUCUCAAACAAUGGCAUCCACCGACAAGUCACCGAACCCAACACCAGCAAAGGGUAAAGAUCCAACACCCGGAGAACCAAUGACUAUGGAGCAACACUUUGUUGACAAGAGUGCAAUGAUGGUUCAGAGUUUCAAACCCAUAAACCAAAUGAGUCAACAUGUGUGUACUUUUGCUAUGUUUAGUCAUGACAUGUCUCGCCAGAUUGAAACUCAUCACUAUUGUUCUCGUCUCAGUAAUCAGUUUCUUCAGUGUGCUGUUUAUGAUUCUGAUGACCCUAAUAAAGGGCGUCUUAUAGGUGUUGAGUAUAUCAUUUCUGAUGAUGUUUUUGAAACUCUUCCUCCUGAGGAGCAGAAGCUUUGGCAUUCUCAUGCUUAUGAGAUUAAAUCAGGUUUGUGGGUGAAUCCUAGAAUUCCAGAGAUGAUUGGGAUGCCUGAGCUUGAAAGUCUUGCCAAGACUUAUGGAAAAUUCUGGUGUACAUGGCAAGUUGACCGAGGGGACAGGCUUCCACUAGGUGCACCAGCCCUAAUGAUGUCACCACAAGCGGUGAGUCCAGGAUUGGUAAGGCCAGAGCUGUUGCAUGAGAGGGAUUCCAAAUACAAUAUUUCCUCAGAGAGCCUUAAAAGCUCAAGGGUAGAGAUUCCAGAACCAGAAAUGAUCAGUCCAAUGGCUGAUUAUUGGAAGCAACAUGACAAAGGCUUUGUUAUUGACUUUGAAGAAACUGAGAUGAAAAAGAGGGCACCUUUUCCUUGAACAUAACAUAAUAGUUAUUUAUAUGUCAUAAUUAUAUUUAUAUAGUAUAUGCUUAUUUAUAGAUGAAUAAAGCAUAAAUAUGUCAAGUGUUUGAC
Molecule: messenger RNA, 1224 nt
Organism: Trifolium pratense (red clover)
Lineage: Eukaryota; Viridiplantae; Streptophyta; Magnoliopsida; Fabales; Fabaceae
Product: oil body-associated protein 2C-like
Exons: 3
Coding region: 293-1129 (278 amino acids)
Source: RefSeq, a predicted model, not a curated record